AGCCACACGGCGCGCGCCAACGGCUUGCGCUCCACUUGACAAGAGAGGACUCCUGCUGUCUCCUCUGCAACUCAAUUCUAUCAAAUAACUGAUAAGGAACCCGUAUCCUUGACACUUGUAAUGAUAUUAUAAUUUAUUAAUUGAUAAACCUCACCCACCACGCAACCAUGUCUCCGCCUCCAAUCCCUGUGCAGGGCCGCAAGCGAUCUCGCCAAGCGUGCCAGACAUGUCGCGAUCUCAAGCGCAGAUGUGACGGUGCUGACCCGUGCGGCACAUGCGUGCGCUUUGAGUACGAAUGCCGCUAUAAGAUUAUGAAACCGCGCAAAGAGGCACGUCGCAGUCCAUCACGCCAAGUCCAUCACCCCACGCACGCGUCACCCGACGACGCAGCUUUGCCACAUCCAGGCGACCUACAGACUCGAUCUCUCGAAGCAAACUCAAGCACGACCUUCUUCCGGGAUCUAUCGAAACGCUUGGACCCGAAACGAAAUCCCCGAAAGAAUACAUUUGCAUGGAACGCUUUCCUCGGCUCACGACAGGCAAAGUAUGGCGGCGUCGCGCUGCCCAUUACAGACAUAUUGUCCCAAGCCCAAAUGCAGCUUGUCACUGCUGCGUACUUGGAGAAAUUGGAUCCAACCUACGGUUUUAUUGACCACGCAGAACUUUCUCGAUCAAUUGAGGCGCGCUGGUCUGUCGGUGUGGUUGGCCCGCUACAGGACGCCAUUCUUUGUGGUGUCGCAGCGCUCGGUUGCCUGUUUUCACAAGUUGAGCCAAGCCAGGUCGAAUCUAACUUGGUGGAGUCUGCUCGAGUUCUGCUAGAUCGAGUAGUGCUUGAAAUUCCAUCGGCCACUGCCAUUACGGCUAUGCUUUUGCGCGUUGUCUACUUGCGGCUCGCGGGCACCCAUUAUCCAGCGUGGAUGGCCAGUUGUGCAGUUAUGCACAUGAUAGACGCAGCUGGUCUACACUUUGAGGAUUCUAGCGAAUCACAUCUAUCCGGUCUCCGCCACGAUAUUGAUAUUGAGCAGAGGCGUCGCAUUGUGUGCGUAGCGCAACAUCUCAACAUAUGGAUGUGCUUUGACAUGGGUUUGACUCGGGUGGCGCUACCGAACCUACCAAUGACAAUGCCAGCGGUUCGCGAAGGUGACUGCACGCGUGAGCUGAUGGAGCUACUGCCAUUUACAACUGAGCUGGAUCCUGCUCGCAAUCCCAGUGUCACAGACUUGGAACAUGCGCUCUUUACUGUGCUUGAUGGUGUCCAUACGCUACCAUCUUCUAUUUUGUGUCAGUGCAACCUGGCCCUUUGCCUCUGUCGGCGCCUGCGUUUUAUGGAAGUCCCUUUGGUGGAACCUGUUUUGCAGCAAGUUCUCGUCAUCACGUCCAAGGGCAUUCAAGCAGCCAGAGAUAUCAUGGUUGCGGGUGCUCCGUGGCAUCAUAUGGCCUAUGUUCCGUUUCAGAUUGUAUGCGUGCUAUUGGCAAUCGACACCGUAUCAUCCAUCUCUCAGCUACGAGACGCCAUGCAGUGCCUCAAGGAUAUUUCACAAGUGUACAACACAACAGCGACGCAGGAAGCUCUGAAAACUGCACGAUCAUUGGUCCUUUUGCAUCAGCGCGGAAAGGAAGUUUUCGCAUCGGCACUCAGUGACAUCCUGAAGGCCUGCCCUGCUGAUGGUGGUGAUGAAGUUCUAACACAGCCAACGGUGCCUCAGCAUGUCCUUGAUGGGUUGGGCAACUUGGAACAAGAUCUCGGCAGUUCUUGGAGCUUCGAUAUUGAUCAGUUCUUGGGGUCAGAUUUCUUCUGGAAUGCCGGUGUAAACGGAUACUGAGCAGAGGACUUCGCACAGCCAUACUAGAAGAUAUACAUCUCGCAGCAGUCAACAACAACAGAUAGUA
[Torrubiella] hemipterigena is the source of this 1890-nucleotide messenger RNA. NCBI's taxonomy places the organism in Eukaryota, Fungi, Ascomycota, Sordariomycetes, Hypocreales, Clavicipitaceae. The record is from the annotation of a GenBank genome assembly.